AUGAUGUUUCCUUGCAGCGCCUUGUCGCAUCAUCUCUACCCGGACCUGCUGCGUCCGCCGGCCGCUCUGACUUGCCCUGUCCCCCGGUCACUGCCUUCGGGCUACCGCGUGGAAGAUCUCCUCCGAAUCAGCCAACCUGCGUACAACUACAUACAGCGGACCUUCUCGGCCGCAAACCCCGGCGACGUCCUCUCGCUAAGCCCGGAGCAGGGCGCCUCAUCCCGGGCGUCGGGACCCAGCACUGCCCGCUCUGUGUUUCAGUGCUCCGGGCAGCCAAACCACAGCGGCGGUUCCCCGCAGUCCGCGUGUCCGGCCUCGAAUUGUUUGAAGUUCGGCGUCAGUGCCAUACUAGCACCGUCCACAAGGGGUGUCCACAGUUUGCAGACCAAAUCAUUUCCUCUACCAUUCUUGGAUGCAAGUCUCCAUCCUUUCAUCAGAACUUCCUAUUUCACAGGAACCUUUUCAUGGCCCCUUGCCCCCAGAGGGAAGCCUAGGCGGGGCAUGCUGCGACGAGCUGUCUUUUCAGAUCUUCAGAGGAAGGCCCUGGAGAGAACUUUCCAGAAGCAGAAGUAUAUCAGCAAGCCAGACAGGAAAAAGUUGGCCAGUAAAUUGGGACUCAAAGACUCACAGGUGAAAAUCUGGUUUCAAAACCGUAGAAUGAAAUGGAGGAACUCCAAAGAAAGGGAGCUGCUGUCAACAGGAGGCUGCCGUCAGCAGACCCUCCCCACCAAAACCAACCCUCACCCGGACCUCACGGAUGUGGGUAGCACCUUCUGCCACAGCGGGCUGGAGAGGAUGGCGACCACCAGCCAAGGACAGUUGGAGGGUCAGGAGACAAAUCUGCCCCGUCGUCAUCAUCAGCAUCACCAUCGAUCCUCGCCGUCAGAUUCCAGUAAACAAUCAGAGUCAGAAAGUGAAGAAAUCAAUGUUUCUUAA
Molecule: messenger RNA, 936 nt
Organism: Nerophis lumbriciformis (worm pipefish)
Lineage: Eukaryota; Metazoa; Chordata; Actinopteri; Syngnathiformes; Syngnathidae
Source: RefSeq, a predicted model, not a curated record